Penicillium antarcticum is the source of this 852-nucleotide messenger RNA. Its product is annotated as PIG-F family protein. The transcript is spliced from 3 exons. The record is from RefSeq and is a predicted model, not a curated record. The coding region runs from base 1 to 852 and encodes 283 amino acids. Gene Ontology annotation, cellular component: endoplasmic reticulum membrane. NCBI's taxonomy places the organism in Eukaryota, Fungi, Ascomycota, Eurotiomycetes, Eurotiales, Aspergillaceae. Gene Ontology annotation, biological process: GPI anchor biosynthetic process.
AUGGCCUCAGAUACCUCUGCAUCAGGGCCUCCAACACCGACGGUCUCUGCUGAAAAGCCUUCCGCUCCCCCUGUCAAUAUUCUCUCCUCGCCGGUUGCGCGCAUUUACUCCGUUGUGCACCCAGCACUCCUCCUUACACUAUGUGCUACGCGAUUUGAAGGAUUGGUGGAGAAUCCUACCAAGGAGCUCCUAAAAACGUUGCCAUGGCUCACUGCCAUUCAAAUUUCAUACGCGGUGAUCUGUCUCCCGCCCGCCGGGUCGACCUCGUCAACAGAGUCGAGCGUGUCCGCUCCGGCCGACGGCAAGACCAGCCCUCGGUCAACAUCUGGACCAAGUGGUGGUCGCCAUGGAAAGGCUAGCAAGCGCAAGUACACCAACAGCUGGACGUGUAUUUGGUCCCGGUUAUUGCCGGCCACGCUCUCGCUCGCCCUGACCUUCCUCCUGGCCACUCCAGUUCUUGCCCUCGUACUCGUUCUUUUCGGCGCCCCGCUCACAACACACAAUGCCGAGACCGUCCUAUGUGCAGCACACAUGGCCGUUCUAAGUGCUACAUCCCUGAUCUACGCCCACGGUACAGACCGUGGAGUGUGGAACGAGGUCUGGGGUAUUGCUCGUCCAGCCGACGCAGUUUGGGGUGGUGCACUUGGCUCUGGCCUUGGAGCGUGGUUUGGCGCCAUCCCUAUCCCUCUUGACUGGGACCGGCCAUGGCAGGCAUUCCCCAUCACAAUCCUCGUCGGAGCUUAUAUUGGAUACGCACUUGGCUCCCUUGUAUCUCGCACUCCCUUGCUCUAUGGCAAGCGGGUUCAAUUUACAGCAGAGGAGCUUGGUAACAAAGAAAAGAAGACCAACUAA